Chlorocebus sabaeus (green monkey) is the source of this 1297-nucleotide messenger RNA. RefSeq names its product olfactory receptor 1J4-like. Gene Ontology annotation, biological process: G protein-coupled receptor signaling pathway. Gene Ontology annotation, cellular component: membrane. Gene Ontology annotation, molecular function: G protein-coupled receptor activity; olfactory receptor activity. The record is from RefSeq and is a predicted model, not a curated record. Lineage: Eukaryota; Metazoa; Chordata; Mammalia; Primates; Cercopithecidae.
GACACUAGCAUAUUCAUCAGUAGCAAGAUAUUAUUCUUAUCUGCCUGCUGUUAAUAUUUGUUUGUUUCUGCCUUUUUCAAUGUCCCUCUAUUCCCAGCAGAGAGAAGACUAUCAGUAUGAAGAGGGAGAAUCAGAGCAGCACGUCCGAGUUCCUCCUCCUGGGCCUCCCCAUCCAGCCAGAGCAGCAGGCCGUGUUCUUCGCCCUGUCCCUGGGCAUGUACCUGAUCACAGUGCUGGGGAACCUGUUCAUCAUCCUGCUCAUCUGGCUGGACUCUAACCUUCACACCCCCAUGUAUUUCUUCCUCAGCCACUUGGCUCUCACUGACAUCUCUCUUUCAUUUGUCAUGGUCCCAAAGAUGUUAAUGAGCAUGCAAACUCAGGAUCAAUCCAUUCUUUAUGGAGCGUGUGUAACUCAGAUCUAUUUUUUCAUAUUUUUCACUGAUCUAGACAAUUUCCUUCUCACUUCAAUGGCAUACAAUCGGUAUGUGGUCAUCUGUCACCCCCUCCGCUACACCACUAUCAUGAAAGAGGGAUGGUGUAACUUACUGGUAGCAGUGUCCUGGAUCCUCUCCUGUACCAAUGCCCUGUCUCACACUCUCCUCCUGGCUCCACUGUCCCUUUGUGCUGACACCACCAUCCCCCAUUUCUUCUGUGACCUUAUUGCCCUACUCAAACUCUCAUGCUCAGAUAUCUCCCUCAAUGAGCUAGUCAUUUUCACAGUGGGAUGGGCAGUCAUUACUCUACCACUAAUAUGCAUCUUGAUCUCUUAUGGCCACAUUGGGGUCACCAUCCUGAAGGCUCCAUCUACCAAGGGCAUCUUCAACGCUUUGUCCACCUGUGGCUCCCACUUCUCUGUGGUGUCUCUGUAUUAUGGCACAAUUAUUGGACUGUAUUUUCUCCCCUCAUCCCGUGCCUCCAGUGUAAUUGUCUCUGUGAUGUACACGAUGAUCAUGCCAUUGCUGAAUCCCUUCAUUUAUAGUCUAAGGAACAGGGACGUAGAGGGAUCCCUGGAGAGACUCUUCAACAGGACAACAGUCUUAUCUCAAUGACAUUUGCUCUUCUUUAUAACAGACAUAUUUAUUGACCUCUCUCCCAAUGAUAGAUCCUUAAUCCUGAUCCCAGCAAGGGAUAAAUGCUCAGUAACUCUCUGAUGACUUGAAUUGCAUUCUGUUACAGUUCUUCUCUCUUUUCCUCUGUAGUGUAAAUUGUCAAUUCUGAGUUUACAUAAUUGGUUAUUUAUCUUGCCUAUUAGAUUCAGAAAUUACAUAGUUAACAGAACUUAAAUCUUUGCUUUUAU